Messenger RNA from Candidozyma auris, 381 nucleotides. RefSeq lists its product as uncharacterized. NCBI's taxonomy places the organism in Eukaryota, Fungi, Ascomycota, Pichiomycetes, Serinales, Metschnikowiaceae. Gene Ontology annotation, cellular component: MICOS complex; mitochondrial crista junction. The record is from RefSeq and is a predicted model, not a curated record. Bases 1 to 381 code for a protein of 126 amino acids. The transcript has a single exon. Gene Ontology annotation, biological process: cristae formation.
AUGGGAGGAAGAAUCAUCGGCUUUUUGGCCGGCGUAACAGUCACCGGUGCCGUGUACAGCUUUUCCAAGGGUUUCAUGAAGAACGUAGAGGAGCUCACUCAUGCCAGCCUCCUCGAAAUGAAAGAUCAGAUCGACAACAGAAUCCUUACUGACAACGGAAUCGACAAAAACCCACAGCCGCCAAAUAGAAGGAUAACCCAGGUGACGAGGCCCUCUUUUGCAGAAACAUGCAAAGACUACUGGAACGAGGAGUUCAUAAAGGGGGUGAAUUGGGUCUACUCGAUCAACUGGUACCAGUGGGGGCUUGAUGCCGACCGCAAGUUGAACACUUUGACCGACAAAUUGACGAAAAAAAUUGCCGACACGGGCAAGAAAGAGUAA